This is a messenger RNA of Salvelinus namaycush (lake trout), 2828 nucleotides long. RefSeq names its product alanine aminotransferase 2-like. The record is from RefSeq and is a predicted model, not a curated record. The transcript has 12 exons. Gene Ontology annotation, molecular function: pyridoxal phosphate binding; L-alanine:2-oxoglutarate transaminase activity. Bases 106 to 1620 code for a protein of 504 amino acids. NCBI's taxonomy places the organism in Eukaryota, Metazoa, Chordata, Actinopteri, Salmoniformes, Salmonidae. Gene Ontology annotation, biological process: biosynthetic process.
CCAUCCAUAAUCUUUGUGUGGCCGAAAAGUUGUUUGAGAAAAUCACAGCCUGUUGAAGACCUGGAACUGACGAAACGACGGUUUGGUCGCGCGUUUUGGGUGGUUAUGAAUAUUUCGUGGGCUAUCAGCGGAACAGAGUGUGAGCUCCAGAAACCGAACAUGACUGAAAAUGGACUUGGGAACCGGGUGCUUAACAUGGACACCAUGAACCCGAAUGUAAAGCGGGUUGAGUAUGCUGUCCGUGGUCCAAUCGUGCAACGCGCAGUGCAGAUUGAAAAGGAUCUCAAAGAGGGGGUUGAGAAGCCUUUUACAGAGGUCAUCAAGGCCAACAUUGGUGAUGCGCAUGCCAUGGGCCAGAAACCAAUCACAUUUCUCCGACAGGUUGUAGCGCUCUGCGCCUACCCAGAUCUCCUAGAAGACGACAAGUUUCCAGAGGAUGCUAAAAAUAGAGCACGGCGCAUCCUUCAGGCCUGUGGAGGGGGAAGUAUAGGUGCAUACAGUGCUAGUCCAGGCAUUGAGAUCGUACGACAGGAUGUGGCUAAAUACAUUGAGAAGCGGGACGGUGGCAUCCCCAGUAACCCUGACAGCAUCUACCUCUCCACCGGGGCCAGUGAUGCCAUAGUGACCAUGCUAAAGUUGUUGACGUCAGGCGAGGGGAAGAACCGUACAGGGGUGAUGAUCUCCAUCCCUCAGUACCCCCUCUACUCUGCUGCUCUGGCUGAGCUGGCGGCUGUCCAGAUCAGCUACUACCUGGACGAGGACAAGUGCUGGAGCCUGGACGUCGGUGAGCUAAGGAGGGCUGUGAAGGCAGCCAGGGAGCACUGUAAACCCCGCGCCCUCUGCAUUAUCAACCCUGGCAACCCCACAGGUCAGGUCCAGAGCAGGCAGUGCAUUGAAGAUGUGAUCCGAUUUGCUGCUGAGGAGCACCUUUUCCUGAUGGCUGAUGAGGUGUACCAGGAUAAUGUGUACGCGGAGGGUUGCCAGUUCCACUCCUUUAAAAAGGUUCUGUUUGAGAUGGGACCAGAGUACUCCAGUGUUGUGGAGCUGGCCUCCUUCCACUCCACCUCCAAAUGCUUCAUGGGAGAGUGUGGUUUCAGAGGAGGGUACAUGGAGGUGGUUAACAUGGACCCUGAGGUGAAGUUGCAGCUGACUAAGCUGGUGUCUGUGCGGCUGUGCCCCCCCAUCCUUGGGCAGGCCCUACUGGACCUGGUGGUCAAUCCCCCUCAGCCUGACGAGCCUUCCUAUUCCACCUUCAUCAAGGAGCGUACUGCCAACCUGGAUAUCCUGGCUGGGAAGGCCAAGAUGACAGAGCAGAUCCUCAACACAGUCCCAGGGAUCCACUGUAACCCUGUCCAGGGAGCCAUGUACACCUUCCCCCGCCUCUCACUGCCAGAGAAAGCCAUCAACGCGGCAAAGGAGAAAGGCCAGGCUCCAGACAUGUUCUACUGUAUGAAGCUGCUGGAGGAGACUGGUAUCUGCCUGGUUCCAGGUAGCGGCUUCGGGCAGAGAGAUGGAACCUACCAUUUCAGGAUGACCAUCUUACCUGCAACUGAAAAGCUGAAGGUUGUAUUGGAAAAGAUCAGGGAGUUUCAUAAGCGGUUCACAGAGGAGUUCUCAUAACCCCACUCACCUUCACCUCCCCUCCUCUUCCCAGUCUGGUCUGUAACAAAACCCCACCCCUCUUCCUAGUACGGUCCGGUCUAUAACAAAACCCUACCCCUCUUCCUAGUCCGGUCCGAUCUGUAACAAAACCCCACCCCUCUUCCUAGUCCGGUCUGUAACAAAACCCCACCCCUCUUCCUAGUACGGUCCGGUCUAUAACAAAACCCUACCCCUCUUCCUGGUCCGGUCUGUAACAAAACCCCCCCCUCUUCCCAGUCCGGUCCAGUCUGUAACAAAACCCCACCCCUCUUCCCGGUCUGUAACAAAACCCCACCCCUCUUUCCAGUCCGGUCUGUAACAAAACCCCACCCCUCUUCCCGGUCCGGUCUGUAACAAAACCCCACCCCUCUUCCCGGUCCGGUCCAGUCUGUAACAAAACCCCACCCCUCUUCCCGGUCCGGUCCAGUCUGUAACAAAACCCCACCCCUCUUCCCGGUCCAGUCCAGUCUGUAACAAAACCCCACCCCUCUUCCCGGUCCGGUCCAGUCUGUAACAAAACCCCACCCCUCUUCCCAGUCCAGUCUGUAACAAAACCCCACCCCUCUUCCCAGUCCGGUCUGUAACAAAACCCCAUCCCUCUUCCCAGUCCGGUCUGUAACAAGACCCCACCCUUCCUCCUCAGAAACUGGAUGGAGAGAUGGUGAAAAUAUCUAACUGAAAGAGUGCCAGUGCGUUACCAACACACCCUCGAGACUCUCCCCUCUAGUGUCCUAGACUUGACAUUAAAAGAGGAGCAAUGUGUUAAGAAACUGCACUUUUUAGCAUGGUACCUGGCAUGCUGUUCUGUUUCAGCUAAUUGUUUAAAUUGUGUGUCAGACAGCAUCUGCACAGUGUACAUAUGUGAUAAUGUUUUAGUCAUUUUCAGUUCAUGACUAUAACUGAUUGUCAGUUGAGGGUUUUACUUAGGCUGUAAAAUAAUUGGCAGAACAUCUAGUUUUACAGGUUAUACAGCUACAUUAUGAUCAGUCGUACUAAUAUCAGUAAAUAGUUGGCAGAGGUGUGCUUUUAUUGCAUUCCAGAGGGAGUGCAAUGGCUGUUGUGUUGAAAAGGAUACUGUGAACUACUGUGUGUACGAUGAACACUCUGAAUGUAGCUACAGUAUUUAAUAACCAUGUUGAUUUUAUCUUGAAUUGUAAAAAUAUAAAUUAAAGUGUAAUUUCUAUGUC